UCUGGCUUUGAAACAAACACCCGCAUGCAAAGCCCCGCCCCAAGCCGGAGGACCCCUCACUGCCUUAUGAUUGGCCGCGGCUAAAUCCGCCUUCCUUUUCUCGCUCGCUGGCAGGGAAGCCGCUGUCAAGAUGAAUGACACAGUGACUAUCAGAACCCGGAAGUUCAUGACAAACAGGCUUCUUCAGCGUAAGCAGAUGGUGAUUGAUGUUCUUCAUCCUGGGAAGGCCACAGUCCCCAAAACAGAAAUCAGGGAAAAGCUGGCAAAAAUGUACAAGACAACCCCUGAUGUAAUUUUCGUCUUUGGCUUCAGAACUCACUUUGGUGGUGGCAAGACAACUGGCUUUGGCAUGAUCUAUGAUUCCCUGGACUACGCAAAGAAAAAUGAACCAAAGCACAGGCUUGCCAGGCAUGGCUUGUAUGAAAAGAAGAAGACUUCCAGGAAGCAGCGAAAGGAGCGUAAGAACAGAAUGAAGAAAGUGAGGGGCACAGCCAAGGCAAAUGUUGGUGCUGGCAAGAAGUAAAUGAACAUCCUUCAGAUGGAAAAUGGAUAACAGACUCCAUUAUCCUAUGAAGAACUACUCUGGAAAGAAUAAGUUCAUCUGACUUUAACAUCAAAUAAACUGUCAAUAUAAUGCUGGUUUGCCCUUUAAUUUUUAUUUGAAAGUGACUGUUUUAUAAAGGCUGAGAAAUUCAAGAUUGGUGCACUGCUGGCACUAUAUUAAAAUCUUUUCAUAAUUAAA
This is a messenger RNA of Melopsittacus undulatus (budgerigar), 742 nucleotides long. It is a transcript of the gene RPS24, whose product is annotated as ribosomal protein S24. Gene Ontology annotation, cellular component: ribosome. The coding region runs from base 131 to 523 and encodes 130 amino acids. The record is from RefSeq and is a predicted model, not a curated record. The transcript has 6 exons. Gene Ontology annotation, biological process: translation. Gene Ontology annotation, molecular function: structural constituent of ribosome. Lineage: Eukaryota; Metazoa; Chordata; Aves; Psittaciformes; Psittaculidae.